Messenger RNA from Zymoseptoria tritici IPO323, 1755 nucleotides. RefSeq lists its product as uncharacterized. NCBI's taxonomy places the organism in Eukaryota, Fungi, Ascomycota, Dothideomycetes, Mycosphaerellales, Mycosphaerellaceae. The record is from RefSeq and is a predicted model, not a curated record. The coding region runs from base 1 to 1755 and encodes 584 amino acids. Gene Ontology annotation, molecular function: flavin adenine dinucleotide binding; tRNA dihydrouridine synthase activity. The transcript has 2 exons. Gene Ontology annotation, biological process: tRNA processing.
AUGUGGGAGAAACUCGGUCGUCGUCUCACGUGCUCGCUCACUGCUCAGACAAUCCGACUUUUCACACCUCAAGCCGCCACUCCCGCCAUCUUGUCGUCACGACUCUUCGCAACCAUGACUCCCACCAAACUCCACGGUCGAGCCUUUUACGAGAGCAUCGGCUCGCCCAAAUAUGUUGUCGCGCCUAUGGUCGACCAGUCCGAGUUCGCCUGGCGACUCCUCACUCGAUCAUUCCUCCCUCCAGACCUCCGCGCGACAGUCCUCGCAUACUCUCCCAUGCUGCAUGCGAAGCUCUUUAUCGACUCCCCGAAAUACCGCUCAUCUCACUUCGAACCGGUCAAGCCGCCGCUCACGAUCAGCGAGGAGGAUGCAUAUCUCGAUGGCAAUCCGAAGAUGGACCGGCCAUUGUUCGUGCAGUUCUGUGCGAAUGAGCCGGACGUUCUGUUGCAAGCGGCGAAGAUCGUGCAACCGUAUUGUGAUGCGGUAGAUCUGAACUUGGGCUGCCCACAGGGUAUUGCGAAGAGAGGACACUACGGAGCAUUCUUGCAGGAAGACUGGGACACGAUUUACAAGCUGAUCAACACACUGCACAAAAAUCUGGACAUUCCUGUGACGGCAAAGAUGCGGAUCCUGGAGACGAAGGAGAAGAGCUUGGAAUAUGCGAAGAUGAUUCUCAGUGCGGGCGCGAGUAUCAUCACGGUUCAUGGGCGACAGCGAGAGCAGAAGGGUCAUAACACAGGGCUGGCAGACUGGACGAUUCUGCGAUACAUUCGAGACAACAUCCCACCAGAUACGGUCAUGUUCGUCAACGGUAACAUUCUGCAGUAUGACGAUCUGCAGAAAUGCCUUGACGCCACCGGAGCGGAUGCUGUGAUGAGCGCGGAAGGCAACCUCUACGAUCCUUCCAUCUUUGCUCCUGGUCCUCCGCCUGGCGAAGAGGGACGAGAGUACUGGCGAGGUCGUGAUGGAAAGGGAGGCUAUCGAGCCGAUGCAGUACUGCGACGAUAUCUCGAUAUCAUUCACGAGCACGUUCUGCGACAAGAUCCGCCGAAAAGGGAGCCUCUCUUCCUGCCAUCCGAUCCGCUGCCCGCCGAGGAGGCAGCAUUACAAACGGGCGAGAAGCGGAGUCUGCCAGACGGAGAAGGUCCACCACCUCCAAAGAAGCAAAAGCGAGCUGAGGCAAAGAAGACCAAUGGCGGCAAGAAGGAGAAGUGCACAGACCCGAAUCUCACGGCGAUGCAACCGCAUUGCUUUCAUAUUCUUCGUUCACUGGUCGGAACACAUCACACCGUGCGUGAUGCGCUUGCAAGAUGUCGGCCGGGCGAUCUGGACGCAUACGAGAAUGUCCUCACCUUGACCGAGCAGGCCGUGAAGGAAGGACUGCUCGCGUAUGAGAAGAAUCCGGCAGACUUCGAAGAAGCAGAUGGCGAGACUGCUGCUGAGACAGAGGCGGCAGAGCUAAAUACAGAGUCUAGCAUGGAGGCCGUCAAGAGAUGCAAGCGUCCAUUCUGGGUAUGUCAGUCUCGAGUGCGACCUCUACCGAAGGAGGCGUAUGAGAAAGGAUCGUUGAGGUUGAGCAAGAAGGACUUGGCGAAAUUAGAGGCCGAAAAGGAGCAGAAGGAGAAAGCGAGCGUGGGUGUUGAGGAGAGGAUUGAGACUGUGGAGACGAACGGCGAUGCCGCGCAGGAUGCUGCCAUUGAAGAAGGUGGCCAGGAACAAGUCGAGAUACCCAAGGAGGGCGUGGUUUGCGGAUGA